This is a messenger RNA of Metopolophium dirhodum (rose-grain aphid), 8759 nucleotides long. Its product is annotated as growth hormone secretagogue receptor type 1-like. Gene Ontology annotation, cellular component: plasma membrane. Gene Ontology annotation, biological process: G protein-coupled receptor signaling pathway. Gene Ontology annotation, molecular function: G protein-coupled receptor activity. NCBI's taxonomy places the organism in Eukaryota, Metazoa, Arthropoda, Insecta, Hemiptera, Aphididae. The transcript is spliced from 4 exons. Bases 691 to 2088 code for a protein of 465 amino acids. The record is from RefSeq and is a predicted model, not a curated record.
UGUCAGUACGACGCACGUGGUGUGCGCUCGAACAGACGUUUCUCCGCCGCCGCUUUCGCCGCCGAAGUAAAACUCUCGUCGGCGUGAAAAGUGUAAUUCAUUUGUUCGUUUUUAAAAAAAAUAUUUCAAUCAAUCGUCCCGGUUUCUUCACAGCCCGCGAUUUUUUAACGGAAAAAACACUUUUUUUUCGCGUUUUAGGACGUUCGCAUCGGCCGUUUCGUUGUAAUAUUAUUUAAACUUUUUUUUCAAUCACCUAGUAUCUACCUAUUAUACGCAUCGGUAUCGUUGGUUUGUUUUGUUCGUCGUUUAGUUCGUUUAUUUCGUGGUAAUUUUUCACCGUUUGGCCGGGGACGAGGAUAUCGAAGUAUAUAAUAUAUUAUAUAAACACGUGUCCACCGAAUGAGGGCGCAGUCCCGCCGCUGGCAACCGGACCGGCCCACGCCGGUGACGGGCGGCCGACGGCUACGGCCGUCGUCGCGUUGACGUCCCCGCGGUAUCCGGAUGUGGCCAAGCCGUCGCCCGUAUGCGGGUGAACCGAUGUCCUGUCUGCGGUGCAUGAGCAGGACGAGGACGACGAGGUCGAGCGGUUCCAGCGGCACGCGUACGGCCACGGUCCACCAUCGCCGGUUGCGGUCGAGCAUCACCUAGGCACCGCCCGCACAGCCACACACCGCCGCCGCGGCCACACGCAUGAUUUCCGCUCUGGACGUGGUCGCGUUCGGCAACGACAGCUCGCCGCUGACCGUCGCCGGCAACGACACGGCGGGCGGCGCCGCGCCCUCGCCCAACGACACGGCUGCCAACGGCGUCAUCCAGUUCCUCGACGACGAUCUGUCGUUCCCCGGCUACAUACGCACCACGUGCAUGGUGGUGUGCGUCAUCAUACUGGGCGUCGGCGUGGUCGGCAACAUGAUGGUGCCGAUCGUCAUACUCAAGUCCAAGGACAUGCGCAACUCGACCAACAUAUUCCUGAUGAACCUGAGCAUCGCCGACCUCAUGGUGCUGCUCAUAUGCACGCCCACUGUGUUCGUGGAAGUCAACUCCAGACCGGAAACGUGGGUGCUCGGCGAGGAGCUAUGUAAAGCAGUGCCUUUCGUCGAGCUCACGGUGGCCCAUGCUUCCGUGCUGACCAUACUGGCCAUCAGCUUCGAGCGGUAUUACGCCAUUUGCGAACCUCUGCGAGCAGGUUACGUGUGCACCAAGACCAGAGCGAUGAUCAUCUGUCUGCUGGCCUGGGGACUGGCUGCGCUCUUCACUAGCCCGAUGCUCAGACUGCCCGAUUACCACUGGGAAGAGUACGUGGACGGUACGCUAGUGCCAGUGUGCCGUACCGAGGCGUUCACCGUGUGGCCGGUGCUGUUCUUCGUCGGCACGAUAUCGGUGUUCUUCGUGGUGCCACUGUUCGUGCUGUCCAUAUUGUAUGUGAUUAUCGCUCGGCACCUGAUGGCCAACCCGGGAACGGUGGCACCGAACACCAACCGGGCGGCGCUCCGGUACCGCCGGCAAGUGGUGCUCAUGCUGGGCACCGUGGUCGUGUCAUUCUUCAUGUGCUUGCUGCCGUUUCGGGCGCUCAUCCUGUGGAUCAUUCUGGCGCCGCCCAACUACAACAUCAUGGAGAUGCUCGGCGUCAAGAACUUCUACUUGCUGCUGUUCUUCAGCCGGAUUAUGCUGUACAUCAACUCGGCACUCAACCCUAUCCUGUAUAACCUAAUGUCGUCCAAGUUCCGGGACGGGUUCCGUCGGCUUUGUGGCCUGCGCCGCGGCCCGUGGGCCAACCGUCAUCUAGGCCGCAAGGGCACGGUGACCACGACGUCGGCGCACGCGGGCGGCUCGGCCACCGGUGGCACCACCACCACCACCACCGCCUCGUCAAGCGUCAAGAGCGACGGGGGUGGCAGCGACCGGAGGACGUCGGCGGCCACGACCAACAUUUACGCCCGGAUGAAGCGUAACGGCGUCACCGUCGUAUCGGGGGUCGAGCCUAGCAGCCGGACGUCUGGUGGUGGCGGCCGGCACAUCAUCAAGCGGUUGAACAUCACCACGGCGGGCUUACUGAAACUCCAUCAGCCGCACGAGAGUUACGUCUGAUGAUCAUUCAUCAAAUCGUCGUUAUAAUAAAUAGAUCAAUUGCUUAUUAAAUAUUUGUUGUGAUAAAUAGAUAAAUAUUGUGUGUGUGUGUGUGUUUGUGUGUAUGUGUAUGUGUGUAUGUGUGUAUGUGUGUAUGUUUAUCAUAUGCCGUUGUUGUGAUCGAAACAUUAGCGGAAAUCUAGUAAAAUUCUUAAAAAGCGGGGGGUGGGGGUUGGAUGAUGGCAACAACUAACAACUUACAAUAACUACCUAAGAAAAAAAAAAUCUUGUUUUGUUCUACAAUACCGAUGUUAAAAUUUCCUAAUAAAUAAUAUUGUAAAAUUCAAUACCCCCCGAUACGUAUAGGUAGUCCGAUCGCAACAGCCUAACUCCUAAGUUAGGUUAAGUUUGGAUUAGCGCUGAUAUAUCUUAAGUGUUAAACAACGCUACAAGGUGUGAUCGUGAUUCGCGUUCACACAAUUUCUGUCGAAAUAAUUAUUUAAAAAUUCAGUCACACCUAUUAUUUGUAUUAAACAUUUACCGAUUUACCACAGUUUUCUAUGUGGACAAGAUUCGUAACUAUAAAUAUCAAAAUUAUUUUUCCAGUUUUAAAGUGGGCCAGGACGACUUUUAGGGAGAUACUAUGCCAUCCAAGCAACCACCACUGAUUUCCGCCAAUGAAUCGAGAUCAAAUAGUUUUUGUGAUGUUUUAACGGUUGUUAAUUUUGCAUAUGAAACGAUUGUUCCUGGACCAAUCUAUUUAGAUAUAAAUAUAGAGUUCACGCUUCGGGUCCAAUGUUUGUUAUCUCAUAUAUAUAUAUAUAUAUAGGAAAUUAAUAGUUGAGAGUAGAAAAAAAUGUCGUCUCAAUAUAGACAAUAAUAAUAUUGUCCUUAACCGAUAUCAAUUCGAUUUAUAGAUCAUAAAAAUAACUAUAUACAACUAUAAAUGAUAUACUAUAAUUCUUAAGUAUCACGAUUUCUGUGUUGAAUCCUUCUGUGGGUCGCAGAUCUAUAGAUCAUAUACAGCACGAAACAGGUGUCGGUCUAUUUCCAUAGUUAGUUUCACAGUUUUUGCUUCUUAUGUGCUUCUAUUUAUACUAGCGCUCGUUCAUGACGACCGUGAAGAGUAUUGUUAUCGACUUUUUAUGCGAAAUACUCUCCACGGAUAUUGCAUAGUAUUUAUCUAGAAAGGGACUCAUUUGCAGUCAUAAUUAUUAUUGUAUUCUUUAGUAGACGAUAUUGACAUAAUAAUUAUAUAGGUAAUACAUACACCAACGAAAUACUGCUGCCCGAAAUUCCGUCCGUUUCUGUUGUAUUAUCGGAUGGAAUAAUCGUUGUUGUAUACAAUAAUAAUAAUAAUAUUACUUACCUACUCGAAUAAUAAUCAUAUCGACCAAAUGUCGACACAUAUACCUACCAUUAAUAACCACGCGGUUGUCGCGGUCACUCCGACUCCGGUCACACAAACGUGUUGACGUGAACCUAUAUAACCUUACGAUACCCGAACAACCAAUAUUGGUAAUCUAGAUGUAAAUAUAUAAUAUAAUAUACCUACCUAAUUUAUAGUGAGCCAUAUAUAAUGACGUCGCGUUGUUCGUUAUUGUCCCCGCCAAACCCUGUUUCGUGGUUAUCGUCUCCUUCAAAUUUUACGCCACAUAUCACGCAGUUACAUAUCUCCGGUCGAUUUUUUCCUUUCGAUGAUUUCUAUCCAUUUUUAUCUAUACUAUAUACUAUAUUAUUAUAACACACGCCUAUUUAUAAUAUUUAAUGUAAUGUACUAAUAUACAAUAUACAUACGAACCUCCCGGGCCUCUACGUCCCGCGCUCCCUCCGGCACAGAUCACGCGUCCUCCUUCAACAAUAAUAAUACUACGAUAAGUACAUAUAUGUAUAAUGCAAGAAAGUAUAUAUAGGGGGAAGGUUUAAGAAACGCACUCCCCGGCAGUUGAGUUUACGAAAAAAAAAAAAAAAAAAAUGUCAUAUCGAAAUUAUAAUAUCCACUUAUAGAAGACCUUCAUGGUUUUUAUAAUGAUCGUUGUCGAACUCUUUUAUAAUUACGCCCUAACGCUAAAUCGACAAUAUUUUGUUUAUUAUAAAAAUGAUAAUUUUUAAUAUUUCUCCUUAUAUGCGUGCCCCAUAUAAUGUACAUACGAUCCUAUAUAAUAUAACAAUAUAACGACAAAAUAAGUUGUUGCGUCCAACAUAAUAUAUGGAUAGAUACUGUAGAUAUGCGCAUGAUAUUCUAUACUGCAUAAAAUUUUGCUGUAGGCUGAGUAGUUUUUUUUUUACCACGAUAUACGUAUGGGUAAUAAUUUUUUGUUUCCGUUUCGGUACACCACAAUAUAUUCACAACCAAUACAUAUUAUUAUACUUUGCUAUUUAUACGAGAAUACGAUAUACAAUACGUAUAAGUGGCAUUUCGGAUAUUACAUUGAUUUUUAAUCGAUUAUUUUUUUACGAUGUUUAUGAUAUUGCAUUAUGUAAUGGGUGCUCGUGAUUCUGAACGAUUGGGACACGCCUAUAAUAGGUUCGAAAUACUUCGAAUAGUUUUCAAACGACUUAUAGUAUUAUUGUUCGAAAUGUACAUUUACUCGAACGGUCUUGCAAGGAAUAGGACCAUUUAAUAAGUUAUUAUAAAGUAUCUGCAGGGUGAUUUGUACACAAGCAGUAGUUGUUCAAGAACUUUCGAAAUGAAUACAUUUUUACAGAAAAUUAUUAUUUACUUCGACAUUUUUAUUUUAUUAAAAAAAAUGCAAUAGUUAAUAAUUAUUAAUUUUCAAACUAUUUGACUUUUUGUAUUAUUUUUUGUCGAUUCUCGACAUGUUUUGUUUCCCCGUGUGAUAGUACGUUUGAGUAUACUCUAAUACGAAUAUUUUUGUAUGAAAGAAAAAUACGGGAAACCCGUACACCGUAAAGAAUAACAAUAAUAAUAUUAGUCCCAUGCUAGAAAAACUCGAUAAACAAUAAAACUAUAAUAAUUGUGGUGUGAAAUAUAAUACAUAUUGUAUUUUGUAAAAGUCUGAAUUUUUAAAGAGUCUGUGUACAAUAAUAAUAUAUCAAUAUAUCGGUGCACGCACGCUUCUAUUGUAAGACGUUAAAUUAUAUUUAAACGGAUUAUUUUGUAUAUUUAUAUAUCGGUAUUAAACAAAAAAACCAAUUCCCAAAACGAUCCGCGUUUUGUAUAUUAUAAUAUUAUACCCUCGACCUGGGCGCAUCCAAGUCAAUUAAUCUACCUAAUAUAAUAUAUAUAUUCAUGUUUUAUACACAAGUGCACACUAUAUAAGUACGCGUACAUGGUAUAUCGUCCCUUUGUGCCGAGUGCAGUUGGACGAAAAACGCUAUGAAUUAAGCAUACCGAAUAACAGUUACCUACGCAUUCUGUGAUUACAGUUUAUAAGGAGUUUAUUAUGCAGUGAACUUCCCACAAAGUUUUUUUGAAAGCAUAAUAAUAUUACCUACUAUAAAAGCCGUCAAAUGUCUGACCGUGGGAUUCUCAAUACUGAUGGCUAAUACAGGAGCAGGUAAUAUAAGGUUAGACCUUGUUGGUCGGUCACAAAUAAAAUUUUAAACUAGUUAGGUGGGUACCUCCUUUUUUGUUUACUCGAAAUUCAUUCCAACUAAAAACCUAUCAAGUGUUAGUAUUAAAUAGUUUUUACUGAUUUUUUGAUUUAUCGGGAGAAUAGUGUUUUCUCCAAAAAACCGUUUUACAGGAAAUUUUAAACUCAACCAACAUUUUUUAAACUUACCCGAAAAACCCAAGUUUUUUUCGGAAAUUUUUAUACCUAUAGGAUGCGUACGUCAUAUACGUAAUGUUAUAGGGAUUUCCAUAAUAAUGUUCACUUGCGCGUUUUUACGUGUGCGUGAGUGUUUGUGUGUGUGUGUUUGUGUGUAUGUGUGUGUGUGUGUGUGUGUGUGUGUGUGUGUGUAGUGACCACCGGUGCUUUCAAAAAAAUUAUAUAAUAGAAAAUAUUACGUUACCUAGAAAUAACAUAUUAUAAAUUUUUAACAAUAUAUCAUAAUAUUAUUACUAUAAUAUACCUAUAUACAUAUUAUAUUGUGUCCCUCCCCUGUUUUUUCGGUUUCACACACCGUUUCUCCCUCCCCCGGCCUAGCGUGGCUCUUCGUUUAUAUACCUAUCUAAUACUAUAUAAUAUUAUGAACCCUAGACAAUUUUUAAGUACCUAUAUAUUAUAAUAUGUAUGUUUUAAACUGUAUAAUAUUAUUGUAAUGUUAUCCUAAAUACUAAAUAUUGUAGACUGUAGUAUACUAGUUGUACCUAUAUACCAAAACCCUACUAUGUAAUAUUAUCAUUACGUUUUUAUAGUUCCUUUGUGUGUAUGUUUGUGUUUGUGUGUGUAUGCGUGUGUGUGAGUGUGUUAUGAUUAAUCGACGUUUAAUAUUAUUAAUGUGUACCUAUAGGUAUAUCUCUAUUAUACUAUAUUAUGUGCCUAUUUAUGUACGCCUCUAAUAUGGAAUCGGUGCGCAGGUAAUGGGAAUAAGUCAAUUUUGGCGGUUUGUCGAUUAUUUUGCUCAUAUGCUGUAGAAAACUGACAGAUGCCUGGUAGACCUACCUACCUAAAGUUUUACUACAUUGGUUUUUAUCACCGAAAAAUUCAUGAUUGUUUUAUUAUUUCUGGUAUUAAUUCAUAUAACAGUCAUACAAGAAACGAAAAGUUUCCUCGUUUUCUGAAAAGUAAUAAAUCUUGAUUUAUUCCCUAGUGCCUAUAAGUAUUCGUUCGUGUACAAUGUUCAUUCAUAAAUUUUCACCGCGGUAACACACCAUGUUUAACACCGAAAAUGCUCCUCUCGGCCAAUUUUACCUUGUAACAUUAGGGGGGAAUUACACAGUCUCUAUAACAGUACAAUUUUGUUACUCAGACAAAUAAUAUACUGUGUACAUAUCAUGUUCAUACAUUUUAUAUGCGAUGUUCCUGAUUUUAUUUUCAAUGUUUAGUUUACUAUAAUUAGCGUGUAUUGGAUUUACUGUUAAUUGAUGUAGGUGUAGGAAUAUAAUAUUUUCAAAUAUAUUAAAAAUAUCAAUAAUAUAUUCUAUUUUUAUUUAACAAAAUUGAAUUUUUAUAACAUAAAAAAUGAUUUUAGUACCUAUACAUGGAGACAUAUUUUCGAAAAAAAUUCAAAGUUUACACACGGAAAAUAUUUUUGUGUGACAAACAAGAUUACGGUUAGAAACCAUGUAAUUUAUUUUCCUGUAACGGUAAACGGUGAAGUCAAGGUUUUUGAGAGGAGCAUUUUCUCGUCAAAUACGAUGUGGCGAAUUCCGCAAUGAAAAAUUUAAACGGUCUGUCAACCAACAAAAUAUUAUAGAGCAUGUCAACAUUCCUACUACAUAUUCCCUUUUAACCGCGCACCGACCAAUAACAUAAUAUAUAUAUGAAUGUACCUAUAAUUUAUAUAUAGUAUAAUAUGUUUAUAUUUAUAAUGUAUGUAUGUAAUAUAUUAAUAUAUAUAAUAUUAUCUACAGGGUAAUUCUCCAAUAAAUCGCAUUACUCAUCCCCUUUUACGUCACUGAUGUAGUCACAUUGAAUACGAAAUUUUUGGAAUCUUUAAAUAAAUCGAAAACCAUAUUUUCCAAUUCUUGGGAUUUUUUGUAAUAGGUACCUACUUCCUUAAAGAGUGUCCUGUGGAGAUACAAACUUCUAUUUUCCAAACGAGAACCCUCGUUUUCCACAGUAAAUUAUUUGGUGGAUAAUUUUUCUGAAAAUGUUUACGUAUCAAAGUCAAAAUUCAAAAAAGUUAUUUUUGAGUUAUUUUACUUUUCGUAAAAAAGAUAAUAAGUCCAUGAUAAUGGGUUUUGAAGAUAUAGGGAUUAUAGUGAGUUAAAAACUGUAGUAAUUAAUAUAUGAACCUUUAUAUUGUAAAAAAUGGUCCAAGUAUUUUAAACACAAUAUUGAUCUAUAAUAUUACAUCGCUAUUUUAUAUUUUUGUAAAACCAUUUUUAAGGACUAUUAGGUAUUUUUAAUAAUCUAAACAAUAAAUAUUUUUAAUUUCAAUAGCUAAAAAAUUACUCAUUCAGAUUUUUAAUUAGAUACAUCAACAUUUCAAAAAUAUUUUCCGUUAAAUAAUUUUAAAUUAAAAGGGGUAUUAUCAUUUGGACUACAAAAGUUUAUAUCGCUACAGGACACUAAUUAAGUAGUACAAAAAAACGUCGAGAAUUUUUAAAUGGGGGUGAACAUGCUUGGUGAAUCACUCUGUGCAUAAAUAUAUAAUAUUAAACGCAUAUAUGAUAACGACAAAACAUAUUAUGACAAUAUAAUUUUAUGUAUACACUAUACAUUAUAUACAUAUAUAUUAUAUAUUAUAUAUACCUAUACCUACUAAAUAAAUAGAGACAACCAAUAAACAUGAUAUUAUAUUAUAUACCUUCAGCUAAGUUUUAAUUGAUGUACAUUUUAUAUUUUUUUUUAUUAUUAUAAGAGGUAUACUGCUACAGUACAUGUUUUUUUUAUUUUUUCAUUUUUUGUUAUUACUAUUAUUUUUUUUUAUUUUUUUUUUUUAGUGUAUUUUUACUUUUUACCGAUUUCUACCUUUGAUUUGAUGUGCGUACAAAUUUUACCAAAGUCAACAUAUUAUAGAUAAUUUAGUUAUUAUUAUUAUCUGCAUUAUUAUAUUAUAUAAGUGCCUAUCGUCGUUCGUAAGAUACAGAACAAUAAACUACAGACAUCCUUGUUGAA